Ambispora gerdemannii is the source of this 993-nucleotide messenger RNA. The record is from the annotation of a GenBank genome assembly. Lineage: Eukaryota; Fungi; Glomeromycota; Glomeromycetes; Archaeosporales; Ambisporaceae.
AUGGCCCAUUUUGACCCGCUUAGCUUAAUCCUCGAGGAAUCAAACAAUCAAAUACAAGAGUUGACUAAUGAACUUGCGACAAAUAAUGCUAAUAUAACGAAAGAAACGCUUUCACCAGCAGAAGCAGCUACAAAACGCGCUACAACAAAGAAACGUGCAUUAUCACCGCCAUUAUCCUUGACAAAGUGUCAAGGUUGCAACGUUUCUACAGCAAAAUAUAAAUGUCCACGUUGCAGAUUUCGUACUUGUUCCCUUGCUUGUAGUCGUAAACAUAAAGAAAUUGCCAAAUGCAAUGGGAUUAGAUCAAAGACACAUUAUGUACCUCGUGAAAACUAUGGAUAUCAAGAAUUAAUGUUAGAUUAUACUUAUCUUGAAGGAGUUUCACGUACAAUUGACGUUAGUGAACGAUCGUUGCCAGAAAAAUAUAAUUCUGAUGCUGAUCGGGAAAGCCAUAAGCGAUAUCAUCAAGAUCUUGUUUAUAAAGCAGCACAUCGACGCGGGAUCAAUUAUUUCUCUAUGCAUCGAGGAAUGAAAAGGAAUCAAAUGAACACGUCUAGAUUCAUUUAUCAAACGCUCAAUAUAAUUUGGCAAGUUGAAUGGAUAUUUCCGGAACUCGAAAAUCAAACAAUUUAUCAUAGAAUAAGUGAAAAGAAGGUUUUGUCAGAAGCCUUGAAGGAAUCGAUUAUACCGCGUUUAACUGCUUCUGAACAAACAUACUUUACCGGGACAAAUUCUAAUGACUACGAUUUUUUCCUCAAAUUGGAGAAACAACCUUCAAAUAAUAUAACGUAUUUUCGCGUGAAUCCCAAUUCCACUUUACUUAAUUCAUUAAAGGAACUGCCAAAGAAUCCUGGACUUGAAGAAGUACGAACAUUGGAUAAGAAUGAUCCCGAAACAAGUAAAGGCAUAAUAUUGCAAAAUACAAAUAUCAAAGAUGCUAAUGGUGAUGAGAUAGUUCAAGAUAAUACGAUCUGCGAAGCAAGGCUUAGUUAG